UCCUCCGCUCAUGGCGUCAGGCUGCCGGCGUCCGGAGCUCGCGGGCGGUGGCGGGCCGACGAUCCUUCGUUGAGCACCGACACCGAGCGGCGAAUCAGGGCGUCGAGGGAGGUUUUCGGGCAAGCGUCGAGGGAGCAGGGAACGGCACCAUGUCGACCGAGGGCGAGGCGGAGAAGCCGAAGUCAUUCAAGCUCCUGGGUAUCUUGGAUGUGCAGAACAUUCCUUGUGCCCGAGACUCUGUACUGUAUGGCUCAGCCGGUGCUGUCGUUGCUGGGUUUGGCCACUUCUUAGCAACAAGCAGAAUAAAGAGAUCUUUUGACUUUGGUGUGGGGAGUUUCCUACUUACGACUUUGGGAACUUGGAUGUUCUGCAGAUACCAGAAUGCAAAGCUGAGAAUCCAGAAUCGAAUGGUGCAGGAGGGUGUGAGAAACAAAGUCAUGUACGAAGGAACCAAAAUGGAUCCAACAAAAAAGGCAGAUAGAAGCAGCGGAGACAACCAAGCAGACACUCCAUAGACCACUGAGCCUGAGAGCUAAGUGGUUUGCAGCCAGGAGGAUUACUUGUGAAGGAUUUCAUUUCGAACCUUGGUAGCUCCAUUGGCUGUUGACGAUAAAACAUUGUCUAUACGUAGGUCUCCAGCAUACAAGGAACUCUCAGUGCAAGGAGCACGGUGGGGACAACGUCCAUCUGAAUGCUUCAGCUGCAAGGAGUUGGACUUCUGCUUUAUUUUGGCAAGGAGAAACUUCCAUGGUGAGAGACAGAAGAUGUUGGUAACACUCACCAGGCCGGGAAGCAUCCGUGGAGAGAGAAAGCAAAGGGAUGAAUGACUUUCAAUGUUUUCUCCUCCACAUGCUGCCUGGCCUGCUGAGUGUUCGGUGGUUUCUGUCCUUAGUUCAGGUUUCCAUUGAUUACAGUUCUUUUGGUUAUGUGCUUCCAGUGUGAAGUGAUGCUGGCAAUUUGGAUGCACGGGUUUUUUUUUCCUGUCUAUUAAUUUCAACAGCUGGAAAAUCAGUCAUAGCUUGGGCUUGCUGCUGUGUACAAAAGCAUUUGAAUCUAAAAUCGUUGGUUAUAAGGGACUGACUUAAAUUAAAGGCCUCAAAUAUUG
Pristis pectinata (smalltooth sawfish) is the source of this 1105-nucleotide messenger RNA. Its product is annotated as cytochrome c oxidase assembly protein COX20, mitochondrial. Gene Ontology annotation, cellular component: mitochondrial inner membrane; mitochondrion. The record is from RefSeq and is a predicted model, not a curated record. The coding region runs from base 150 to 515 and encodes 121 amino acids. Gene Ontology annotation, biological process: mitochondrial respiratory chain complex IV assembly. The transcript is spliced from 4 exons. Lineage: Eukaryota; Metazoa; Chordata; Chondrichthyes; Rhinopristiformes; Pristidae.